AUGAACUGCACUGUAUAUGAACAAAAAUGUUCUUCAUAUUGUUCACCAGAUUCCAUUUGUCGACCUGGUCAACGUGGUCUCAUUAAAAAUCCAGAUAAUCCGUUAUGCAUAUGUUCUCUCGACUAUUUUGGUCCUAGUUGUCAUAUACGAAAUGAAGCAUGUAAAUCAGAUCCUUGCGGCUUGAAUGGAACUUGUCAUUUAACGAACGAUCCAACUGGCGACAAACCAAUCAUUUGUCAAUGCUCAAAACAGUUCUAUGGCGAUCGAUGUCAGUAUGAGAAAGUCGCGGUUGCAAUUGAUGUGAACAUGACUUUAACACCAAGUGUUAGUGUCAUUCAGUUUUACGACUCGGGCCAGCCUUCAUGGUCUAUACUCACAUUACGACAUCAGAUGAUCACUGGUGGACUGCCGCUAACCAUACGUUAUUAUCAUGACCAAGAAAAGGCUCCGAUUGUGAGUCUGCUAAAAACUUACGAAGGUUUUGCAGACCCUCAAUACUACGUGCUCUACAUUCAAUUGGAUAGUGCACUUAUCAAUCUCACUUCAACGCCUAGAGUGUGUCCAAAUGCCAUAUCACUACUGCCUAUAAGUAAGUUAUUUGCAUUUUGA
Molecule: messenger RNA, 609 nt
Organism: Adineta steineri
Lineage: Eukaryota; Metazoa; Rotifera; Eurotatoria; Adinetida; Adinetidae
Source: the annotation of a GenBank genome assembly